AUGGGACACGAUUACGUGGACAUGGGCGUAGACAUGCUCGACGAUUUCGUGCCGCUGAAUUUACGAAUGGCCUUAGCUAACGCUACUCUUGCCAACGAUCCCAUGACCAAUCAAGUCACACAGAGUCAUUACGGACUGUUGAGGCUCCGAGCCGCAAUUGCUAAAAUGUACUCGCCGCUAAUCGGCCAAGACCUGGAUCCAGAAGCAAACACGCUGAUAACCCUAGGCGCUACCGAAGCCAUCUACGCCGCGUUCUUCGGCCACACGUCGAGCGGCGACGAAUGGAUCGUCAUCGAGCCCGCAUACUCCAUUUACUUACCGAUUAUCAAGAUGUGCCGCGGUGUCGCCAAAGUCACAUCCUUAAAGCUGGGGAAACACAAAGGCGAAGUUCAUGGAAACGAUUGGGUACUGGAUAAACGAGAGCUGGCAAGUUUGUUCAACGCGAGAACCAAGGGUAUUCUAGUGAACAACCCACUGAAUCCAGUCGGCAAAGUUUACACGCGCGAGGAGUUGCAGUUCAUUGCCGAUCUGGCCGUCAAAUACGACGCACUCGUCAUCACGGACGAGGCGCACGAGUGGGUCGCUUACAAGCCGCACGUGAGAAUCGGCUCGCUGCCGGGAAUGUUCGACCGAACCAUCACCAUCGGCUCAGCGACCAAGUCGUUCUCCGUGUCUGGAUGGAGAAUCGGCUGGGCCUACGGACCGAAGGACUUGAUCAACAAUUUGAAAACGGUGCACAGGGGAUCGGUUUACUACACUCCCACGCUGCAGCAGAUAGCUCUGGCGUACGGGUUCGAGGAGGAAAUUCGCAACUAUGGACUGCCAACUUCGUAUUUUGUAUCACAUCGCGAACAGGUCAAAGUAAAUCGCGACCUCGUGGUCAAGGCGUUUUUGGAUGCCGGCAUGAACCUAACCAUUGCUGACGGCGGCUCUUGCAUGCUCGUCGAUUGGUCACCAUUGAAAACUCGAUUGCCGAACGUUCACGGAGCCACCGAUUUUGCUAAAUGGCUUGUCGCUAAUAUCGGUAUAUUGGGUUUGCCCGCAACUUCGUAUUACAGCGAGAAACAUCAAAGUAUGGGUGAAGAUUAUUUGAGAUUUUGUUAUAAUAAGAAAUACUAUAACCUCGUGGAAGCGGCGCGAAGACUAAAGAAGAUCAAAUAUGGAAUCUCACAAUAGCGAUAUUAACCAACAGAUUUUCAUUGGUUCUAGC
Molecule: messenger RNA, 1210 nt
Organism: Phymastichus coffea
Lineage: Eukaryota; Metazoa; Arthropoda; Insecta; Hymenoptera; Eulophidae
Product: kynurenine aminotransferase-like
Exons: 6
Coding region: 1-1176 (391 amino acids)
Biological process (GO): biosynthetic process
Cellular component (GO): cytoplasm; mitochondrion
Molecular function (GO): pyridoxal phosphate binding; L-kynurenine:2-oxoglutarate transaminase activity
Source: RefSeq, a predicted model, not a curated record